Anopheles marshallii is the source of this 1440-nucleotide messenger RNA. RefSeq names its product something about silencing protein 10 (gene Sas10). Gene Ontology annotation, biological process: maturation of SSU-rRNA from tricistronic rRNA transcript (SSU-rRNA, 5.8S rRNA, LSU-rRNA). The coding region runs from base 1 to 1440 and encodes 479 amino acids. The record is from RefSeq and is a predicted model, not a curated record. Gene Ontology annotation, cellular component: small-subunit processome; nucleolus. The transcript has a single exon. Lineage: Eukaryota; Metazoa; Arthropoda; Insecta; Diptera; Culicidae.
AUGCCGGACAAAAUAAAAUUCGGCGAUGUGGGCAGUGACUACGAGCCAUCAGAUUCAGAAGAUGAGUACAGCGAAGGGGAAAAAGAGCUGUUGGAAAAUGUGCGGCAACGACGUCGCAAUGAUUACGAUGAGGACGACGAAAUGCAACGCCAAGCGGUGCUAGGAUUCGACGACGAGGAAGGUUACGAUGAAGAGGACGAGGAGCCAGAUUUCGACGAAAUCCGUAAAUUUGAACACGACAGUGAUAUCGAUGAUAAGGAUAAGGAGGACUUUCUUCCUGAUCGCUCUGCGUGGGGUUCGAAGGCAGGCGCUUUCUAUGGCACCGGUUACAAGGACCGGGACUACGAUACGCUCACGGCACAGGAGGAGGAAUUGGCCCGGCUGGAAGAAGAGGAAGCGAUGGAGAUGCAGAAGCGCCUUACGAAAGGCAUGACCGACGAAGAUUUUGCACUCGACGAUUUAUGGUCGGGCGAUGAGGCGGAGCACAUGGAAGAUGAACUGGAACAUGCGGAAGAAAAAUCGGCGAAAGGAAAACAAAAAGGCAAGAAGACCGCCUUUAGCAGCAAAGAAGAAAUAGUGAUAAAAGGAGAUUUAUCGGAUUUAAGCAAUAGUCAGCGGCAGGAGCUGUUUCGCAAAGAGUCGCCAGAGUUCGAGGGAUUGGUAAAGGAAUGUUCUGCCAAGUUGGGCGAAUGUGCCAAUGUUCUGGAACCUAUUUUGGAGUUGCUUAAACAGCACAACCUACUGUCGCAUCCUCUUGGGCAGUUGCUGGCAAAGCGUUACGAACUACACAUGCUUUACUGUAGCAAUAUUAGCUUCUACGUGCUGCUAAAGUCACAGCGAGUUGAUAUCCGUAAUCAUCCGCUGGUGAAACGGUUGCUGCAGCUAAAGCGGUUAGUACAAGAGAUGGAACAAAAGUACGAGCAAACUGCUAAAGCUCAGGUGGAAGAACUACUGGAGGCACAGGCCGAAGGUAGAGAAAUAAGCUUCCACGAUGAACUUGGAAAUGAAAAGUUGAAAACGAAGAAGAGUCAACGUUUGCGAGUUCUUGAUCAGUUGGAACAGAUGGACUCGGACCAAGAACAGGACGAUGCCGAGCAGGAAGAAAGUGAACACGAAGAAUAUUCUGCAAAACGCAGUAAAUUGGACACAACCAAGGAAUAUUCGGCGGAGGAGGACGAUGAGGAAGAAAAGCUGGACGACAUGGAAGAGAUGGAUGCCGACGGGAAACGCAAGAUCACCUACCAGAUGGCUAAAAACAGGGGCCUAUCGGCACGCAAGCGCAAGGAUCAGCGUAAUAUUCGCGUGAAGAAUAAACAGAAAUUCCGCAAGGCAAUGAUCCGUCGAAAGGGCACCGUACGACCGGUUCGCACCGAAACGAAGCGAUACACGGGCGAAACUAACAUUAAACCGUAUGUCAAGCGAGGAAUUAAGCUUAAGUAA